Messenger RNA from Tarenaya hassleriana, 1100 nucleotides. Its product is annotated as probable 2-oxoglutarate-dependent dioxygenase AOP1. The record is from RefSeq and is a predicted model, not a curated record. The coding region runs from base 21 to 965 and encodes 314 amino acids. NCBI's taxonomy places the organism in Eukaryota, Viridiplantae, Streptophyta, Magnoliopsida, Brassicales, Cleomaceae. Gene Ontology annotation, molecular function: dioxygenase activity. The transcript is spliced from 3 exons.
CCCAACCAAAAAAAAGGACAAUGGGAUCGAUCUCGACGACAAAGAUUCCGGUGCUUGAUUUCACGAACCAAGACCUGAUACCGGACACGCCCUUAUGGGUCUCCACCUCCGUGGAAGCCUGCAAAGCCCUCGAGGAGUACGGCUGCUUCGUCGCCGUUUACGGCGGAGCUCCGCCACAUCUCGCGGGCGCCGCCUUUUCCGCGGCGGAGGAGCUCUUCUGUCUCCCGACAGAGACCAAACGCAAGAACGUCAACGACAAGCCGUACCAUGGCUACGUCGGUCAAAUGUCCGUAAUCCCUCUUCACGAAGGCCUUGGAAUAGAUUAUGUCACCGACAGAGAUCAUGUCCGGAAGUUCACUGAGCUCAUGUGGCCACAAGGGAAUGAUCCCUUCUGUGAAACCGUCUACUCUUUCUCGAACGCUAUUGCUGAAUUGGACCGUCUAGUCGUGCGGAUGAUAUUCGAGAAUUAUCGUGUCGGAAAAUACUACGAAUCCCACAUCGGAUCCAAGACUUACCUCCUCAAGUUUCUCAAGUAUUCUCCUCCACCGGAGGCUAACCCUACUCCAGCUUUCCCAAUGCAUACCGACAAGACAUUCCUAUCGAUACUUCGCCAGAACGACGUUAACGGGUUGGAGGUGAAAUCAAAAGACGGGGAAUGGAUCGCCCUGGAACUCCCUCCCAAUUCGUACGUCGUAAUGGCAGGCGAUGUCAGCAUGGGAUGGAGCAACGAUAGGAUACGUUCUUGCGAACAUAGAGUGACGAUGAGCGGGAACAAGAAGAGAUACACGCUAGGCCUAUUCUCGUUCGUUACGGGAACAAUCUCGGUCCCCGAAGAGCUUGUGGACGAGAAGGAUUAUCCGCUCAAGUACAAGCCUUUCGACAAUAUCUCUCUCAUAGAGUUCUAUGCCACCGAUGAAGGGCGUAAAGCCGAGAACACUCUCAAAGCAUAUUGCGGAGUCUGGUAAAUUCGCUAUCAUCAGACACAGAGAUUUGUCUUAAAGUGUUUUAUGUGUAUCUGUUUGUUGUAAUAUAUGCUCUCUUGUAAUGUAUAAGCUUGAUGUGAUACAUUUCCCAAACUAUAUGAAAAGGCAUUUGAAAUC